CCCCAUGAAUCAUGUCUAUGAAUCCCCUCCUCCGCAGUAGGGCGGUUACUGUAAACUAACUUUAACAUUAGCAGUUGGUUCAUUUCUUAAAAUAGACUGAUGUUAAGCUAUAUCAAAUCAGCAUGAUUGCCGCCGAGUCAAGCAGGUUUCCUGCGUGGUUUAUCACCUUGGUCUUGCUCACCCUCCUUGUGUCGGCUAGUGCCUCUUCAUCAGGGCAAAACGGAAGCCAUUGUAUCGAUGGCACAUACGACCAUGAGGGAAGGACCUGUUGUCUGUGUGGUGCUGGUCUGCACCUGGUAGAGCACUGCACUACGGAUCUACAAAUUGGAAAAUGCCAGACCUGUCCUAAAUUGGAAUACAGCAGUCACCCUAAUUACGAGACGUCCUGUGAGCCCUGCACAUCCUGCUCCCAACCCAGUGCCAAUCUAGAGGUGGACGAACCUUGUACCCCUGCCAGGAACACUAGGUGUCGAUGUAAAGAGAAUCACUAUUGCAGCAGCGACAUAAAACCCUGUAUAACCUGCAAGCCUUGUAAAGUAUGUGAUGAGGGCAUCGAAGUAGACUGUACACCCAACAGUGACACAGUCUGCAAGGAAAAAAUUGGGGAUAAUAAACUAUGGAUAAUAUUAGGCAUAAUUGUCCCAAUGCUUGUCAUUGGACUUGUUGUUGGACUUGCUGUUGGACUUGCAUGCCAUUGGAAGCGGAGACGCGACCGAGAGAGACGACACCCAGUCGAACUGACAGAUUUUACUGCAGCUAAGAGUCAGUUACUUAGAGCUCCAGUUGUGGAUCUCCAGCCUCACCUGCCUGACAUUGCAGAAGUGAUUGGGUGGAACGAUAUGAAGGUUGUAGCGAUGUACAGCAGUAUACAAAACCCUGCUAUUGAGGAAUGUCAAAUGAACCACCCUGGUAAUAUUCAGGAAGCAAAACUUGAACUACUAAAGAUCUGGGUGGAGAAGAAUGGCCGGGAGGCUUCAAGAAACAUAGUCCAAAUACUACAAAGCAAGGGAAAAAGGGACACAGCAGAGAAGGUGAUGGAUAUAUUGUCUAGACCAAAUAAUAAUCCUGCUUGAAGGUCUAUUGUUGGCACCUUUUACAUAUUUGCAGCGCUGUCCACUGUAUGAAUUGUUGUUGUUAUUAUUAUUUUUUAAACCAAUUGAUGUUUACAUGAUAGGAUUGAAAUGUAAAUACGGAUUUAAAGGUCCAGUGUGUAACAUCUUUAGUUGUUCAUUAUCAAAAUCUUUGUUGCCCGUUCACAAACUUGUCCUU
Molecule: messenger RNA, 1269 nt
Organism: Perca flavescens (yellow perch)
Lineage: Eukaryota; Metazoa; Chordata; Actinopteri; Perciformes; Percidae
Product: tumor necrosis factor receptor superfamily member 6
Exons: 9
Coding region: 123-1073 (316 amino acids)
Biological process (GO): necroptotic signaling pathway; negative regulation of apoptotic process; motor neuron apoptotic process
Cellular component (GO): external side of plasma membrane; membrane raft; CD95 death-inducing signaling complex
Molecular function (GO): tumor necrosis factor receptor activity; protein binding
Source: RefSeq, a predicted model, not a curated record